This is a messenger RNA of Myripristis murdjan (pinecone soldierfish), 3671 nucleotides long. RefSeq names its product immunoglobulin-like and fibronectin type III domain-containing protein 1. Gene Ontology annotation, cellular component: M band. Lineage: Eukaryota; Metazoa; Chordata; Actinopteri; Holocentriformes; Holocentridae. Gene Ontology annotation, molecular function: protein binding. The record is from RefSeq and is a predicted model, not a curated record. Gene Ontology annotation, biological process: sarcomere organization. The coding region runs from base 1 to 3597 and encodes 1198 amino acids. The transcript is spliced from 22 exons.
AUGUUCAAACCCAAGAUGUUUAAAAGGUCAAAAGACGCAGAGGGGACGGCCACUGGCCAAGUGGGGAUUAAGAAGAAAUCUAAGGUCCCUGGGGUUAUGAUUACACAGUAUAUUGAGACGCUGCCAGAGGGAAAGAGCCACCCAGACUUCACCCGCAAGCCUAUUGCUCUGACCAUCCAAGAGGGUAAAUUGGCAUUUUUUAAAGCCAUUGUCAUUGGAGACCCAAAGCCAACUGUAACGUGGAGCAGAAAUAAUGGAGAUGUCUCCGAUACGUCAAGAUACCAGUCCAAAUAUGAUCCAAAUUCCAAUGAGCACACAUUCGAGAUGCCAAAUGUUUCACCAGACCAAGCAGACACCUAUAAAUGCUUUGCUACAAAUGAAUAUGGAAGGGCUAUGGUCACAGUUGUCCUGAAUGUUAUUGAAGUUGGUUACAAAAAGAACAAAGCCCAGCAACAACAACCAGUGGAAGCUUUUGAUGGCAAUUUUAAGACUCUGCUUACAAGAAAAAGUAAGGUGCGUCCUAAAGCUGAGCAACCUGAGAAGAAAGAGGGUGAGAUUGACCCUAAAUUUUGGGAGCUAUUACUUAGUGCUGACAAAAAAGACUAUGAGAGCAUCUGUUCUGAGUUUGGCGUGACUGACUUUCGCUGGAUGCUUAAGAAAUUAAAUGAGAUGAAGAAAGAACGGGAAGAAGAACAAGCAGAGUUUGUUAAAAACCUGUCUAACCUGAAACCUAUUCAAGUCAGUGCAGAUGGCACUGCAUCCUUUGAGAUUGACAUGGAUCUCAUUGACCCGAGCAGCAGGAUAUUUCUCUACAAGGAUGGUGAAAUGGUUCCAUACACCAAAGAGUUGGGUGAAAAGAUGAAGCACAGCCUUAAACAAGUGGGGAGAAAGUAUAUUUUUAGUAUAAGAGACCUUUUACCAGAUGAUGCUGGACUGUACCAGUUGGAUGUUGAAGAUGUGAAUAUGUUUACCACUGAAUUCAAAAUUCCCACAGUGGAUUUCUUGGUGAAAAUUCAAGAAGUGAAGGCAAUGGAGAGAGAAGAUGCUGUGUUUGAGUGUGUCCUGUCAAACCCCUUCUCCAAGAUCUUGUGGUUUGGAAAGAAUUUACCACUGGAACAAAGCGAUAAAUAUGAUAUCGAAGUUUCAGAAGACAAGCUCAUUCACAGACUGGUGGUCAAAGACUGCAUGGUAGUAGACAAAGGAAUUUAUUCUGCCUGUGCAGGAAUAAAAUCCUGCAAUGCAUGGCUUAUUGUUGAAGCUGACAAAGACACGCCGAAAGGCAAAAAGUCAGCAAGGAAGACAACGAGGGCAGGAGGAUCUGGCGUGGAUGUCCAGAAAAUUGCACAAGAGCAACAUGUUAAACUGGAGAAGGAGAAAGAAGAACGGAUAGAGCAGGUUAAAGCUGCUAAAGAAGCCGCCGCAGCUGCACCUCCACCUCAGGAACCCGCGCCUAAACCCAAGAAAGAAGAAGCUAAACCAAGUGAGGAAGCCAGUGGUGACGUAAAGGUUGAUCAACCAGUUGAAGAAGCAGAGUCUGAAAUUAUCAGUGGACUCUCUGAUAUGUAUGCUCUUCGUGGCAAGCCAGCUGAACUAAUUGUGAAGAUGAACACUGACUGCGACGGGACCUGGUUCAAAGAUGGAGAGAAGUUAACCUCCAGUGCUGGGAUCAGCAUAACCAAAGAUGGAACUGCUCACAAGCUGACAAUUCAAAGCAGUGCAGACAGUGACUCUGGACUGUAUCGUUUCAUGUCAGGGGACCUCAGUACACAAGCAAAGGUCACAGUUGGAGGUGUACCGGAAUUUGACCCCGAUGAUCUUCACAAGUUCUCAAAACCUGUGAUAGUGAGGGUGGGUCAGAACGCCACUUUCAAGAUGCCCUUCCCUCCUCAGGAAUCUUUGGAGGUCAGCUGGUUUAAGGAUGGCACUGAGAUCAAGGACGGAGGUGGGGUUAAGAUUGUAAAGGAGCCUAACCACAGUCGGCUGCUGCUCAGAGAUUGCCUGCGGACGGACGCCGGAGAAAUCAAGAUCCAACUCAAAAACCCCUUUGGGUCUGUGGAGGCCACAUCUCAACUUAUUGUGCUGGACCGGCCAGGUCCACCAGAGGGUCCAGUGGAGACUGUUGAAACUACCUCAUCUGUAAUUGAGAUAAAAUGGAACCCUCCUAAAGACGAUGGUGGCUCAGCUGUCACCAACUAUAUUAUAGAGCGGCAGCAUGCUGGCCAAAGUCUGUGGACGAAGCUUGGGGAUGUCUCGGCUGACAAAACUUCCUACAGAGACAGGAAUGUGACUCAUGGAAAGAAGUACAACUACCGAAUCUUUGCAGAAAACCCUGAGGGUCUCAGUGAUGCCCUGGAGACAACAGACAGCAUUAUGGCUGGCAUAAUGAUACUCUCUGGACCACCUGGAGCACCCAAAGUGGUAAGUGCCUCUAAGAUCAGCAUCGAGUUGACCUGGACCCCUCCAGAGGAUGACAGAGGAGUGCCAAUCAUUGGGUACCAACUGGAGAAACGCAAAAAGGACACAAAUCAAUGGAUUGCCCUGAACCAAGUGAAUGAGCCAAUUGAGGGUGAGCACUAUAUAGUGAAGGAUGUCACAGAGGGAGCAGAGUAUGAAUUCAGAGUUUCAGCCAUCAAUGAGUCUGGAGCUGGAGAUCCAAGCCCUCCCUCUCAGAUGGUUUGUGCAAAGAAUCCCAAUAUGAGACCUUGUUUCAAAGACCCAGAGGACUUCAUUGUUGUCAGAGCAGGAAAUUCUGUGCGUGUCAAAGUAAACUAUGAGGCUGAGCCUCCACCGCAGAUCACUUGGUUGAAGGAUGACGAACCACUGUCACCAUGGAUAAAUGUCAUCAACACAGAGGGAAUGUCUCAGCUCGUUAUCCCCUCAUCAAAACGUUCAGAUUCAGCCAUCUACACUAUCAAGGCCAAAAACAGUGUGGGCGAGGCUUCAUUUGACAUUGAGGUUAGAGUCACAGAUGAACCCAAGAGCCCCGGGCCAGUGGAGCUGGAGCAAACGGUUUAUGGCAAAGUCGAUAUAUCAUGGGCCCCUUCUCCAGACGAAGAGCUCGAUGACCGCCUGUACUACGUGGUGGCAGAGCACGACUCCAACACAAGAGUGUGGAAAACUAUAGCAGACCGCCUCUUCAGCAACACAUUCACAGCUAUCAACAUUCAUGCCGGGAGAGAGUACCAUUUCCGCGUCUAUGCAAAGAAUGAUAUGGGGCUCUCAGAUCCGUCUCAGUCACCCACAUGGGGUGUCAAUAGCAACAAAGUUCAAAUGUUCUCAAAUGGGGGUUACUCAAUCAAUGUCAACUUUGAGAGGCCCCCAUCCAUCCUGGUCCCACUGAAAGUUCACGCUCCGCCUAAAGGUUAUCAACUGUACAUGACCUGUGCUGUCCGAGGAUUCCCCACCCCCAGUGUGAGCUGGUACCUGGACGACAUUUGCAUCAACUCAGACAACAACUACUACAUCACCAAUGCAUAUGGUGUCUGCUCCCUAUAUAUUCUCCGAGUCCGGCCCAAGGACUCUGGUGAAUAUAAAGUUGUUGCAGUCAACUCCCUUGGGAAGGCAGAGUGUUCCACUAAACUUCUGGUUAGAGAUUGAAUCGGCAUGAAGAAAAGCUUAGGGCACAGUUUCUCCAUCUCUCACUAGGUUUAUUUAGGAAACAACAAUAUCUG